Molecule: messenger RNA, 1499 nt
Organism: Athalia rosae (coleseed sawfly)
Lineage: Eukaryota; Metazoa; Arthropoda; Insecta; Hymenoptera; Athaliidae
Product: G2/mitotic-specific cyclin-B1
Exons: 5
Coding region: 107-1375 (422 amino acids)
Biological process (GO): regulation of cyclin-dependent protein serine/threonine kinase activity; mitotic cell cycle phase transition
Cellular component (GO): nucleus; cyclin-dependent protein kinase holoenzyme complex; cytoplasm
Molecular function (GO): cyclin-dependent protein serine/threonine kinase regulator activity
Source: RefSeq, a predicted model, not a curated record
CACAUCUAUCGGUGGGCAGUCGUCAGACAGUCGUUUCGAGUCAUUUUCGGGAUAAACAGCUCUUUCGAAAAAUCACAACUCUGAUAUUUUAACACAAAAUAGUUAAAUGGCUAUGGCGUCGAAAAGUCGCAGAGUUCUAAUCACCACCGAGCGUCAGGAAAAUGCGAAAAUGGCAAAAUCCAAGCCUAUGGGAAGCAUACCAUCGCAAAGGGAGCCAUUGGGUGAACUUGGGAAUAAUGUCAACACAGUGCGAGGUACCACCUUGGUCAGCAAAGUGAGCCCUCGAGUUGGUGCGUUGAGGAAGCCUGGAGUUUACCCAGUGCUUUCAAAGCCAAUCGAUAAGCCAAAUAUCGUCGCACAAACUGUGUCUGAACCUCCUGUGGCAAUUUCUACCAAACCUGUAAUAAUAAAGCCAGCCCAUGUUCCUGUAUGUGCGGAACAAGUUAUACUUGGAUCUGUCAAAAUUGAUGACUCGGAAACUGUGUCGUUUUCAUCUGACCUUUUGGUGGAAGAUAUUGAUUAUGAGGACGGAGAUAAUCCACUACUUGUAUCCAUUUAUACAAACGACAUAUACGCUCAUCUUAGGAAACUUGAAAGAGAAACGUCUAUAAACAAAAAUUUCCUAGAGGGACAUCGUAUUACCCCUAACAUGCGAAGUGUCCUGAUAAAUUGGCUUGUAGAAGUUCAUCAGCAGUUUCAUCUCACUCAAGAAACGCUUUAUGUAACAGCUGGGGUCAUUGACAGAUUUUUACAGUCUUGCAGUUCCAUUGAUAAAAAACGGCUUCAGCUGGUUGGUGUAACGGCGAUGGUUAUAGCAUGUAAAUACGAAGAAAUAUGCAUCCCGGAAAUUAAAGAUUUUGUUUACAUGACGGAUAAUGCAUAUACGGUUGCUGAAAUACUACAGAUGGAAAAAAACAUAUUGCGGAUUCUUAAUUUUGCACUCGGCCGACCAUUGCCUCUCCAAUUUCUCAGGCGUUACAGCAAAGCAGGAAAGGCUCUAGGCACUCAUCAUACAAUGGCAAAAUAUUUCUUGGAACAGAGUUUGAUCCACUAUCAGAUGUGCCACAUUCCUCCAAGCCUCAUUGCAGCGGCAGCAUUGUAUUUAUCAUUCACUUUAUUUGGAAUUGGGAAUAAUGCUGAGGAAGUCAAAAAGUCGGUCUGGACGCCAACUUUGGCUCAUUAUACUACCUACCGUGAAGAUCAGGUGCUGCCAGUUGUUAGAGAAAUGGCCUCAAUGAUCAUAGCUGCCGAGACGAGUCGACAUCAAGCAGUGAGAAAUAAGUACAUGCUGCCCAAGCAUAUGAAGAUGAGUCUCCGGCCCGAGCUUAAAUCCGAGACGAUUCUGAAAUUAGCAGCAGAAGAGAGAAAAGACUAGUAAAAUGAACUAGUUUACAAAGUUGGAAUGUCGGAAAAAAAUUCUUAGAAUAAUUCUAGAUAAAGGAGAUGAGAAAGCUGGGUCCCGGGACCACCCCAAGAAAAACCGCAACUCGUUGAGCAGC